Messenger RNA from Theileria parva strain Muguga, 2865 nucleotides. RefSeq names its product ATPase family associated with various cellular activities (AAA) family protein. The coding region runs from base 227 to 2602 and encodes 791 amino acids. Gene Ontology annotation, molecular function: ATP binding; ATP hydrolysis activity. The record is from RefSeq and is a predicted model, not a curated record. The transcript has 6 exons. Lineage: Eukaryota; Apicomplexa; Aconoidasida; Piroplasmida; Theileriidae.
AUCAAGAAAGACUUUUUAUAUAGAUAAUAAAAAUCGAAUAAAAAUGAAUUAUUGAUGUUAAUAUAAAAUGUGUAAAAAUCUUAAAUAAAAAUUUAUAAAAAGUGUAUCUGCCCUAUGGAAUCCAAUUUUACUCUUGAUAUUUAUUUAAGAUUAUAUGAACAUACAAUUAAUUUAAAUCAAUUUAUUGUCUCAUUUAAAAUAGAACUUUGAUUAAUUUAACUCAAAUAUGUCUAUCUCUGGGUUAAACAUUUGUUCUAACUUAUCAACUGAACACUGGAUUCUUGAGAAUUACACAAACGAAACUCAGGAUAAACAUUCCCAUGAACGUAUUUCAAGCUUAGAAAAUUCUUUUCAUUAUUAUUGGAAUGUAAACAAUUGGAAUAAUUCCAAACUCAAAUCUAAAAGUAAUAAUUUCACUGAUAAACUUUCUGAAUCACUGAAUGAAGAUUUAAUUCGGAUUGCAGAAUGUUUGAUCAGUUUUAUGGAUGAUUUUAAUCUAUCAAAUUCCUUUACUGAUUUUUCGUAUGAAUUUAAAACCUUGAAGGGCUCAAUUUUAACUUUAAUACGUGAUUCAAUCUUUAUGAGUUUUUAUAAUAUUCAAAAUUGUUCACAUUUAUUCCCACAUAGUUGUUUUACCAUAUAUUCAAAUAAAGACCUUAACUUCUACGAAUACGUUUAUGGAUUACUCAGAACCACUUUAUGUAAACCAUUAAACUGUAGAAAGCCACCUCGUUCUGAUGAGUUGAGUUGUAUUUAUACACUCGACUUUUCUGAAUACUGCGGAACCUUCGGGUCGAACUUUUGUUAUACAAAUCGUUGUUAUUUGGGUGUUUGUUGUUGCAGAAGUUGCUGUAAAGUGAUCGACAGUCUGGAUAAAAAUCAUAAAGAUCCUCUUUCUAGUGAUAACCUGGUAAAACUAUUAAAGAACGAACAGAACUGUUUGAUUAAAUUCCUGAUUCAUAAUAAAAAAUCCCCAACUUUAGAGUAUGAACUUUUGAAGAUAACUUCUAAUUCUUUGGUUCUAAAGGCCAAAAUUAAAGAAAAACUACAUCACCUACUGAAUGAUAAGAAUUCAACUUUAAGAUCCUUAUUUACGUUCAGUUUUGUAAUGAUUAAAAAUUUCGAGGCUCUAUUCAACUGUGGUUUGAAUACUGAGAAUAACAAUGUAAAUUUUGCAUCUAUGGCUCUGGAUCUUCUUUCUGAGUAUUCUGAGCUUUGGGGAACAUUGAGACUUCCAUUAUUUUCAUUUGCUUUUCUAAAACCCAACAGUCCUGGUUUUGGUGAAUUCAAUUCAUCAGGUUUCAGCAGUUCUGAUAUCCAUUUUAGGGGAGACUCUUCUUCUUUACAAACGUUUUCAUACUCUCCGUUAGUACUUCUUACGAAUAGGUUUAAAAAUCUUGGCACAAUUUCCGAUGGGCUGUUUGAUGAGAAUUCUAAAUUGAUUUAUUUACAAGACUCAGUUAAGAAGUACUCUAAGUCCGACUCAAAAGCGGCUUUGAAUAAUCAAUUUUCAAGAGAGAUGAUUAAGAUUGUUAGAGGAUACACGUUGGAUGAGAUUAAGGUACUAAACCGCCUAGCCUAUUGUGAAAGCUUGAGGGACAAGUGCGGAAACUUUGGAGAUGUUUAUCGAAAGUAUCUAGAAAAAGCAACCUGUUUGAGACAAAUCACUGAUUUUUCAAGCACUUUUGGCAUUUAUCCUGAGUUGUCAAAGUUUUCUAACACUAAUAACUUUUGUCCCCUGAAGGAGGUCAACGGCAAAGUGGUUCCCAGAACUGGGGUUGAAUCUUUGGUUCUUACUGAAAAGACUAAAAAUGACCUCCAUUCGUUUUUGUCUCAAGAGAUUUGUCAUUUUUUUGACAUACGCAAUAAAAGGCCCUCGGUAGGACUUGUUAUAAAGGGAGACUCUGGAGUGGGUAAAACUUCACUGGCUCAAUGUUUAGCUCAAGAGAUGAACAGUGUAUUAUUUUCAUUUAAUGUUUUAAGCUUUCUAAGACCUGAAGUUGGACUUUCAGAGAAGAUUAUACAUUCUUUCCUUUAUAAAAUUUGGACUCAGUUUUCAUCCUCUAAACAGGGCCCUAGAAGGGACUCGGUGAAGUGUGUAAUACUUUUAGAGGGGUUAGAAGCCCUGAAAGGAGAAGAAGGAUACCUUAAAAGGCUAAUUUCUUGCAUUUGUAGAGAGUUGGAUGAAUUUAAACUAAGAGCCACUUUUGCGUUGGACUAUUCAGUUUUAUUUGUAACGACAUGUCAAGACUACUCUGAAUUGCAGGCUGAACUUCUCCAGGAAGGACGAUUUUCUGAAAGGCUGGAGUUAUCUAAGCCAGAGAUGGAUGAAAACACGGCCAGGAAGUGUUUUGAGUUGUUUUUGAAUUUGAGGUGCGAUAUUCAUGAUCAAAUGGACAAGUUGGUUCAACACAUUAAGAUCAAAAACUAUCUGUCCCUUUUAACACCUCUAAAAAUAGCUGAAAUUUCGAGAAACGCGGCUUUACAAGCUUUCACAGAAAUUAUGAGCAGAUAUAAAGAUUCUGAGCAUAUGGAAGAUUUUGGAAAGAAUUUAAUUAGUUUGGAAACAAUUAUAGCAGUAUUAGAUUCUAAAUUUAGUUAGUUUUAAAUGAUCUGAUACCAAUGAUUGGAAUCCCUCAGUUAUCCUGUGGAAUCAUUCUUGUUUUAACCGAACAGUGGACAAUUUUCAAGUAAUUUUCAUUAAAAUAUUUUUUAUCUUGAUCACGCAUAUUUUAAAAUUUGUGAAACUAAAAAUAACCAGAUCUUGGGGUUUAUAUCUAAGUAGAUCAUGUUAGAUUUUUCGAUUUAUGGUGUCGCUUCAAACUAGUCCAACGUAAAUGUGUAUUUUUAAUUUUGUACCAUAAA